Molecule: messenger RNA, 746 nt
Organism: Tremella mesenterica DSM 1558
Lineage: Eukaryota; Fungi; Basidiomycota; Tremellomycetes; Tremellales; Tremellaceae
Exons: 1
Source: RefSeq, a predicted model, not a curated record
CUUACUCUACUUUCUAUCUAUCCUACUCAUCUCUCCAAUUAUACCUGAUCCCUCAUCCUCUACUCCCCAUACUCACCUUAUUCCACUGCUGCAUGACCUUUCGUCUCACUUCCAGAUCACUCAAAACCGGCGGCUGACCGACCAAUUCCAUCCUCGAUCAUAGAGUAUCUUCCUUCUUUCCUCUCUUGGGUCGUUCAAACAUUUCCCCAAACCCAACUCAUAUCUUACACCUCCUUCUAUCCCGAUUUAGACUCAACAUUACACUUUUUUCUAUCCCGAUUUACACUCAUACCUCGAUCAAUCUACCCAUCUUUGAUUAAUCCCGAUCUCCCACUCUAACCCUUUGGAAGUCAAGUCAGUUAUAGAUAAUCCACGAUAAAAAUACAAAAUGUCAUACCGAACACUCCAAUCUUCCUCAACAAACUCAACUAUGAACACUAUCAAGACUGAAUCACCUGAGUUCAACCAUCCAGAAAGAAACGAUGGAAGGUUUCUUGAUGCUGUUGGUGAACAUGAAGAAUUUGAUAAUGUUCCUGAACAUUUAGAUUAUGAAUUUCAUGAUGCUGAAGAUGGAUCUCCUCGGAUUGGACCUCCUCAGAUUGAAUCUCCUCAUAUUGGACCAUCUCAGGUUGGACCAUCUCAGAUUAGAUCUCCCCGAGAUAAAGUUACCAAGAGGAGAUCUACGGAUGAAGAUAUGUUAAAGGAAAUAAACAUGGAUGUAGUGAAAGGAAAGAUGGAAUAUGAGA